AUGUCCCACAACGUCCUAAUAACCGGGGCCUCCGGGUACCUCGGUGGAGAUCUCCUCGCUCGCAUGGGCGCUGCAAACCUGCCGCCUUACGGAAAGCUAUUCGCGUCCGUGCGGACGGCAGAGCAGGCGGAAGCCGUCCGGCAGUACGGCGCCCAACCGCUGUUUUUCAAUCUAAAGGACAGGUCGGAGAUCCGGACCGCCGUCGUCGACCACGAGAUCACGGUGGUUUAUUAUCUCAUCGAUGCGGUACAAUACGAUCCUCCUUUGUUCUUCGUCGAAGCGCUCGCCGAGGUCGGGAAAGCGACCGGACGGACUGUUCAUUUCUUACAUACUACUGGGGCCAAGCUCUUUUCUAGCCAUGCGGACGCCCCGACCGACCGUCUUCUUCUAGAUACUGACCCGCUGUUAUAUGAUGUCCAAAAGGCCCAGAGUCCGAAGCUUAGUGUGGCCCGACAGGGCGUCAGAACCAACUGCGCGGUCGUAGAAGAAGCUGAGAGACACGGGGUUCACGGGUACGUCUUUGUGCCCUGUAUCGUGUACGGGAGAAGCAAGGGAUUCGGCGACCCGGUUUCCACCCUGCGACAGAUAUAUAUGAUUGUGCGGUCCGCGAAGGCAUUGGGGCGUGUAUAUCGCGUUGAUUCCGAUCGGCCGGAGUGGCCCGUAUGCCACAUAAGCGACAAUAGUACGGCGUAUAUAGAACUCCUGCGCAAGAUCCUAGCCGAUGAGAAUCCUAGCCACGGCAAGAAUGGUUAUUACCUUGCUGCUCCGGGGAGCGUUGCGUGGGACGAUCUAUACGACGCAAUAGCCGCCGCCCUCGUCAGACGCAACAUCAUCGCCGAUGGCUCGGUUGCUCUUGCAGACGAUAAGAUUCUCGAGGAUAUGGGUGCUGCGCUUGGGAUCCCGAAGGAGAUGGUGCCGCUUCAGUUGGGCGGGAAGUGUACUCUCACGGCUCGACGUGCCCGUGAGGAACUGGGUUGGAAGCCGGUUUACCCGGCGGAGCAUGUCUUGGAGGCUGCUGAUUCUGAAGUCGAGUGGAUUCUGGAGCAUUUGAAGGACUGA
Daldinia vernicosa is the source of this 1059-nucleotide messenger RNA. RefSeq names its product NAD(P)-binding protein. The coding region runs from base 1 to 1059 and encodes 352 amino acids. Lineage: Eukaryota; Fungi; Ascomycota; Sordariomycetes; Xylariales; Hypoxylaceae. The transcript is spliced from 7 exons. The record is from RefSeq and is a predicted model, not a curated record.